Molecule: messenger RNA, 2611 nt
Organism: Agelaius phoeniceus (red-winged blackbird)
Lineage: Eukaryota; Metazoa; Chordata; Aves; Passeriformes; Icteridae
Source: RefSeq, a predicted model, not a curated record
GGAGGUGAUGAAGGAGGACGGCUUCCAGCCCGAGGCCGCUGCCGAGGCUCCCCGGGCCCUGCCCCGUUUGGUCCCGCGCGGUUCCGCCCCCGGCGCCGCCCGGGAGCCGCCGCUGGCCCGGAGCCUCCGCGGGCUCUCGCUGGGGCCCCGCGAGCGGCUGGAGAAGCUGGAAAAGAUGGAAAAGAUGGAAAAGAUGGAAAAGAUGGAGAAGAUGGAGAAGUUUGAGAAGCUGGAAAGGGCGGGGAGGCCGCGCUUGGUGAUCACGGAGCAGCCGAAGCAGCGCGGGAUGAGAUUCCGGUACGAGUGCGAGGGGAGAUCGGCCGGGAGCAUCCUCGGGGAAAACAGCACCGAGAGCAACCGCACCCUGCCCAGCAUCGAGCUGCUGAACUGCCAGGGCAUCCCGGAGGUGGCGGUCACGGCGUGCCUGGUGUGGAAGGAUUGGCCCCACCGGGUGCACCCGCACGGCCUCGUGGGCAAGGACUGCGCCCAGGGGCUCUGCCGGGUGCUGCUGCGGCCCCACAGCAACCCCCGCCACAGUUUCAGCAAUCUGGGCAUUCAGUGUGUGAAGAAGAAGGAAAUCGAGGCCGCCAUCGAGAAGAAGCUGCAGCUCGGGAUCGACCCCUUCAAAGCGGGCUCCCUGCGGAACCAUCAGGAGGUCGAUCUCAACGUGGUCCGGAUUUGCUUCCAGGCCUCGUUCCGGGACCGCGCCGGGAUCCCCCGCAGCCUCAGCCCGGUGCUGUCCCAGCCCAUCUUCGACAAGAAAUCCACGAACACCUCGGAGCUGCGGAUCUGCCGCAUGAACAAAGAGAGCGGCCCCUGCACGGGCGGGGAGGAGCUGUACCUGCUGUGCGACAAGGUGCAGAAAGAGGACAUCGCGGUGAUUUUCCGCAAGGAGCCCUGGGAGGCUCGGGCCGAUUUCUCGCAGGCCGACGUUCACCGGCAGGUGGCGAUCGUGCUGCGCACGCCGCCCUACGCGCACCUGGAGCUGCGGGAGCCCGUGCAGGUGGAGGUGUUCCUGCAGCGCCUCACCGACAGCGUCAGGAGCGAGGGAUUCCGGUUCACCUACCUGCCCCGGGACACCGACGCGUACCGGGUGCAGGUGAAGCGCAAGCGGGGAAUGCCCGACCUGCUGGAGGAGCUCUCGGGGACAGACCCAUUUGGGAUCGAGGCCAAGAGGAGGAAGAAGCCCCCGGGGUACCUGGAGCACUUCAUCCCCCUGGGCCCCACAGACGCCGCCUUUCCCCCGGAUCCGGAGCCUCUGGAGCCGCUCCCGGCCCUGCUGGGUCCCUUCGCGCCGCCGGCGCUGGCGCCGUUCGUGGAAUUCCCGGAAUUCCCGGAAUUCCCGAUGUUCCCGGCGCCCCCGGAGCUGCUGGCAGAGCCGCCCCCCCCCGCCGGGGACCCCCCCCCCCAUUUCCAGCCUCUUGGGGACCCACCUGUUCCCGGGGGAGGGCUGAGCGGGCCCCCAAAAUUCCCCAAAAUCCCCGGGAAAAUCAUCCCAGAAAUUCCCCAAAAUCCCCUCGAAAUUCUCCCAGAAAUUCCCAAAAGCCCCUCGAAAUUCUCCCAAAAAUUCCCCAAAAUCCCCUCAAAAGUCUCCCCAAAACCCCCUCGAAAUACUCCCAAAAUUCCCCAAAAUCUCCUCGAAAUUCUCCCAAAAAUUCCCUCGAAAUUCUCCCAAAAAUUCCCCAAAAAUCCCCUCGAAAUUCUCCCCAAAAGCCCCCCGAAAUUCUCCCCAAAAUUCCCAAAAAUCCCCAUCGAAAUACUCCCAAAAUUUCCCCAAAAUCUCCUCGAAAUUCUCUCAAAAUUCUCCCAAAAAUCCCCUCGAAAUUCUCCCAAAAAUUCCCCAAAAUCCCCUCAAAAGUCUCCCAAAAAUCCCCGUGGAAAUUCUCCCAAAAAUUCCCCAAAACCCCCUCGAAAUACUCCCAAAAUUCCCCAAAAUCCCCUCGAAAUUCUCCCAAAAAUUCCCCAAAAAUCCCCUCGAAAUUCUCCCAAAAAUUCCCCAAAACCCCCUCGAAAUACUCCCAGAAAUUCCCCAAAAUCCCCUCGAAAUACUCCCAAAAUUCCCAAAAAUCCCCUCGAAAUUCUCCCAAAAAUCCCCUCGAAAUUCUCCCAAAAUCCCCUCGAAAUCCCUUCAAAAAUUUUCCCCAAAUCCCCUUCAAAAUUCCCAAAAAUUCCCGCCUCAAAAUCCCUUCAAAAUUCCCCUCAGAAUUCCCAAAAACCUCCCUCAAAAUCCUCUCAAAAUUCCCAAAUAUUCCAAAAAUCCCCCUCAAAAUCACCUUCAAAUUCCCAAAAUCCCCUCGAAAUUCCAAAAAUACCCAAAAAUUCCCUCAAAAUCCCCGGAAUUCCCAAAAUUUCCCCGGAGGAUUUCAGGGAUUUUCUCCCCAUCCCAGAAACUGGGGCCAGGCCUGGCUGGACCCCCUCAGGAUUUUAGGAAAUUCCCAAAUUUUUUCCCCUUUUUUGUUUUGGUUUUUUCACUAUAUUUAUAGGGGGAACCCCAGCCUGGAUUUUGGAGGAAAUUUUGGGGAAUAAUUCCUGGGAUUUUGGGUAAAAUUCCCAGAUUUUUGGGCAGAAUUCCUGGGAUUUUGUCUGGGAUUUUGGGGGAAAAUUCACGGAC